AUGGUAGCGUCAAUCAAAUCGGCCGGAAAAUUAUCGGAAAGUUCAAUCAGGUCGCAGGACGACUUGGAAAAAGUUGUUGAACAGGAACAACCCAAGAAGAAGUGGAGAUGGAGAGUCGACACCUCGGAUGCUCCUAAGGAGAUUUUCAACAGAACUUUGUACUUGUCCAUUCUUGUUUUUGGUGUUCUUGGUUCUGCUCGUGGUUACGAUGAGGGUAAUAUUUCCGGAACUCUUGCUCAAGUUUCUUUUAAGAAAACUUUUGGUCUUUCUGAUCCUCACAAAUCGAAAGAUGAAGUUGCCAACUUGAAGUCUAACAUCGCUGCCAUGGUGCAAUUGGGAUCGAUUGGUGGUUCUCUUCUUGCCAUGUACACCGUUGACAGACUUGGUCGUAUUCGUGCCCUUCAACAAGUUUGUAUUAUCUGGAUUAUUGCUGCUAUCAUUCAAAUCACCUCCAAGAAUGUGGGUCAAUUGUACGCUGGAAGACUUAUCGAAGGAUUUGCAAUCGGUCAAACAACUACUAUUGGACCACUUUAUACCGCUGAAGUGGCUCCUCCACAAAUUAGAGGUAUGUGUGGUUGUAUUUUUGCCGGAGCUGUGUACUUUGGUAUUAUGAUGGGAUACUUUGCCAACUAUGGUACUGCUCUUCAUAUGCUGAACACCUCGCAAGUUCAAUGGAUAGCACCUACUUCUAUCAAGAUUGUUUUAGCAGGGUUAAUUUUCAUCGGUUCCUUCUUACUUUGUGUUGAAAGUCCCAGAUGGUUGGUCAAAGUUGGAAAAGUUGAAUUGGCUGCUCAAAAUUUGUCCAAGACCAGGCACUUACCCCCAGACCAUCCAUACAUUGUGGGCGAGGUUGCCGAUAUCAAUGAGCUGAUUGCCAUUGAACAAGAAGCCAUUUCAGGUAGCGGAGUUUUCGACAAAAUCAGAGAAAUUCUUACCGUCAAGUCAGUGAGAUACAGAUUCUUUGCCGUGGCUACAAUGUCGCAACUUUUGGGUCAAUGGAGUGGAGCCAAUGCCGUGACGAUUUAUUCCCCAGAAUUGAUGGGCUUUGCUGGUUACAAAGGUGUUGAGAGAUUGAAGAUGACUGCCGUGUUGGGUGUGGUCAAGUUUAUCAGUGCCUACGCUUCUGCUUUCUUCAUCAUCGAUUUUUUGGGACGGAGAAAGGCAUUGUACACUGGUAUUACCCUUCAAAUGAUUUCGAUUUUGUUCUUUGCAAUUUUCGUCACCGUUGUUCCAAAUGCUACUGAAGACGUCCCGCUUCCUUUGACCGCUUCCGAAGACAGAGCAGCCAAGGCCGCUUUGGCAUCUUUGUAUCUCAGUGGUGUGGGCUGGACCAUGGGUUUCAACAGUAUUCAAUAUCUUCUUGGUUCGGAAAUCUUCCCAUUGCGUAUUCGUUCGUUUGCUCAAUCUGCUAUCAUGGUGUUGCACUUUGCUAACCAGUACGGUAACUCCAAGGCACUUCCAAAGAUGCUUCUUAGCAUGCACAAGUUUGGAGCUUUCUACUUUUUCGUGGGAAUCAUGGCGAUCUCUCUUUUCUGGGCUUGGUUCUUUGUACCUGAGGUCGCAGGUCGGUCUUUGGAAAGUAUGGAAGAUAUCUUCAGCUUGCCAUGGUACAUGAUUGGACGUAAGGGUGCUGAAUUGUGUCCUGAUCACUCGGAAGUUAGUAAGAUCCACGUUAAUAGCUCGGGGCAUGGUAAUGCUUACGACGGAAAGUUGGACUACGACGAGAAGACUUCGGUUCACCACGAUGAGGGAAACAGUCUUAUGGUGAAGGACUCGAACGAGAAGGAUCUCGAGAAGGAGGUCAAGAAGUAA
Messenger RNA from Meyerozyma guilliermondii ATCC 6260, 1812 nucleotides. RefSeq names its product Hgt17p (gene HGT17). Gene Ontology annotation, biological process: transmembrane transport; carbohydrate transport. The coding region runs from base 1 to 1812 and encodes 603 amino acids. NCBI's taxonomy places the organism in Eukaryota, Fungi, Ascomycota, Pichiomycetes, Serinales, Debaryomycetaceae. Gene Ontology annotation, molecular function: carbohydrate:proton symporter activity. The transcript has a single exon. The record is from RefSeq and is a predicted model, not a curated record. Gene Ontology annotation, cellular component: membrane.